AUGGCCCAAGGAACCGUCAAGCAGGNNAAGGUCAAGACUGAGCCCAAGAAAGUCAUCAAGCCCAAGAAGGCUGCUAUGCUGAAGCAGGCCAACAUGAAGAAGCAUUCCGCCGGUCUGAUCACCUUGACUGAGCGCUCCNUCGCCGAAAAAGCCGGUCAUCUCGAGAUGCUCAAGGGUGGCAAGAAGGACAGACUCGAGAAGGCCAAGAACAAGGCUUUCAACAAGAAGUAG
Messenger RNA from Aureobasidium vineae, 231 nucleotides. The record is from the annotation of a GenBank genome assembly. Lineage: Eukaryota; Fungi; Ascomycota; Dothideomycetes; Dothideales; Saccotheciaceae.